Molecule: messenger RNA, 1155 nt
Organism: Cannabis sativa
Lineage: Eukaryota; Viridiplantae; Streptophyta; Magnoliopsida; Rosales; Cannabaceae
Exons: 1
Coding region: 1-1155 (384 amino acids)
Source: RefSeq, a predicted model, not a curated record
AUGAUAGAUAAGAACUGGAUUUUCCAAAAGGAUAGAUUAUCGGAGGAGUUUUUCAAUGGACUUAAAAUUUUUCUCAAAUUAUCAUCCUUUCACUUGAAUGAUGAAAAUAAGAUUCGAUGUCCAUGUGUUUCAUGUAUGAACUUAUACUAUUAUGACUUGGAGACGAUUGAGCGCCAUAUAUUUGUAAGAGGAUUUUAUACAAAAUAUGUUUUAUGGGAGUUCCACGGGGAAGAUAUCACAGAAAUACACGAGGAUGAAGAGAAUGCAGAAUCAAUCGUUGAGGAAGACAACACAUUAUAUGAUAGUGAUGAUGAAGAUGAUGACGAUAUGAUACCAGCAUUAGAGGAUUUAGCUAAUCAAUCUCAUAGAAAUAGUGAUUUUGUGAACCUUGGAGAUUCAAAUGGCGACAACAAUGCAAGGAAUUCAUUACCUAACUUAUUUGCUGAAGCUGAAAAGGAGUUGUACCCCGGAUGCACAGUAUUCUCGAGCUUAACAUUUAUUGUUAAUCUAAUGCACAUUAAAGUGAUGUGUGAUUGGAGUAACAAAUCAUUUGAUCUGUUGUUGGACUUACUUUGGAAAGCAUUUCCCAAAGACAAUAAGAUUCCACGGUCAUAUUACGAGGCUAAGAAGAUGUUGCGUGAUCUUGGUUUAAGAUAUGAAACCAUUCAUGUAUGUAAGGACAAUUGUGCUUUAUUUUGGAAAGAGAAUGAAAAUGCUGAAAGAUGUCCUGUAUGUGAUCAUGAACGAUACAAAUUUCAAGGAACUAAAGGCAAGAAGAUCCCAUACAAAAAGAUGCAAUAUUUUCCCAUAACUCCACGUCUACAACGACUUUUUAUGUCUCGCCAUACAUCAACUGAUAUGAGGUGGCAUAAGCAAGAACGUGUUGAUACUGAUGGUGAACUUAGACACCCAGCGGAUGCAGAAGUCUGGAAGGAUUUCGAUCGACAAUAUCCUAAUUUUGCAAAAGAAACUAGAAAUGUUAGGUUGGGAUUUGCAACAGAUGGAUUCAAUCCAUUCGGUGAUUUAUCAAACGCACAUAGUAUGUGGCCAGUGUUGCUAAUGCCAUAUAACAUGCCUCCAUGGAAAUGUAUGAAACGAGAAUUCGUAAUGAUGGCAUUACUAAUUCCGGGACCCGGUCUCCGAGCAAAGACAUAG